AUGUAUGUGUGUGUGGCACAGGUAACCCUGCACGACUGCCUGGCCUGCAGCGGCUGUAUCACCUCGGCCGAGACGGUGCUGCUGCAGCAGCAGAGCGGGGACGAGUUCCUGAGCCGGCUGGCUGACCCGCACACCACCGUGGUGGUCACUGUGUCGCCGCAAUCGCGAACGGCGCUGGCGGCCUAUUACGGAUUGUGUCCAAGUCAGGCGCUUGCUCGUCUUGUUGGUUGGUUAAAGUGGUUGGGUGUACGGGCGGUUUGGGAUCUCACAACCGCCCGGGACCUCGUUCUUCUGGAGGAGGCGGCGGAGUUCAUGAACAGGUGGGUUUGUAUGUAUGUGUCUGCAGGGCCCCUGCCGGUCAUGGGAUCCUCAUGUCCAGGUACGGGCUGGGUGUGCUACGCGGAAAAGACCCAUGGGACACGAGUGUUGCCGUACCUCUCCACCACUCGCAGCCCUCAGGGUGCCAUGGGUGGACUGGUAAAAUCACUGGUGGCGGCAGCCUGGGGAGUGACCCCUGGGUCAUUGUACCACGUCACCAUUAUGCCGUGCUACGACAAGAAGUUAGAGGCGUCACGGGACGAGCUCACAACCACCGCAACCACCACAACCGCCGCCGGGACGGAUGCGGCCGGGGCUGGGGCGGCUGUUGGAGGUCCACUUCCGGAGGUAAUGGUACGGCACGCGACCGCCGCGCCUGAUCCGCUACUGCCAGGCGUCGUACCCGCUGAUGAUCAAUUGUACAGCUUGCCGCACGGCAGCAGUAGCGGCGGCUAUGCGGAUUUUGUGUUCCGUACGGCAGCCCGGGAGCUCUGGGGUGUGGAGGUGCCGCCGGGGCCGCUGCCGUGGCGCACGAGGCGUAACGCCGACUUACAGCCCCGGGUAGGGGCCCCGGGGCAGUCGCUCGUAGUGGCGCGAGUGUACGGCUUCCGUAAUAUCCAAACGUUGCUACAGCAGUUAAAGCGGGGUCGCUGUCCCUAUCACUACGUGGAGGUCAUGGCGUGCCCCAGUGGCUGUCUGAACGGGGGAGGUCAGAUCAAGCCGGGGCCGGGGGUAACUCCCCAGCAACUGAUCGAGCAACUGGAGCUGCUGUACGACGUGGCGGCACGCUCUCCGGCCGACAACCCCGCCGUGGCGGCGCUGUACGGCAGCUGGCUUGGCGGGCGGCCCGGUGCGCCACCCGCCCGGCAGCUGCUUCACACGACCUUCCGCGAACGGGAGAAGACUGUGACUGCGGCCACCGUCACCAACUGGUGA
Volvox carteri f. nagariensis is the source of this 1254-nucleotide messenger RNA. RefSeq lists its product as uncharacterized. The coding region runs from base 1 to 1254 and encodes 417 amino acids. Lineage: Eukaryota; Viridiplantae; Chlorophyta; Chlorophyceae; Chlamydomonadales; Volvocaceae. The transcript has 8 exons. The record is from RefSeq and is a predicted model, not a curated record. Gene Ontology annotation, molecular function: 4 iron, 4 sulfur cluster binding.